UCCACUCAACCUCGUCUCUGUGUUUCUCGUCGGACAUCGUCUUCGACUGUCUCUCCGCUCGACUUUUCGUUUCAUUUCCGUCGGGCUUCUACGCUCUGUUUUUCUCGUUGAACUUCUCCGCUUUGUGUUUCUUUUCGGACUUCUCCGCUUGACGGUGCAAUCGAAGGAGUCAGCUGGGAUGCUUCAUUAUUUGUCUGGAGGGACGUGGGAUCCUAGUGAAUCAUCCGUUCAAUUUUGGGAUUUAAGGACAAUGAAGAAGACAGACUCGAUUGCGUGCUCGGCGUAUAUUCGUAAUGUGGAUUACAACCCCAAGAGGAAACAUUUACUUGUAACUGCUGAGGAUGAAACUGGAAUAUCUCUCUGGGACCUUAGGAACCCAAAAGUCCCUAUUCAACAGCUUCCUGGACACACCCACUGGACUUGUGCUGCUCGUUGUAAUCCUGAAUAUGAUGGGCUAAUCUUGAGUGCUGGGACUGAUUCAGCUGUCAACUUAUGGUUGCCAUCUGUGUCUAAUGGUGAACUGAAAUCGGAAAGUUCAUGUUCUUGUUUGGGAUGUUUCUUUUUCUUUCUCUUUAAAAUUUAUGCUGAUACUUGUUAUUUAUAUAAACUUAUGAGCAGGUCGGUUGAUUCACCACCACAGCAAGGUGAUCCAUUAUUACAUUCUUACAGUGACUACGAAGACAGCGUUUAUGGCCUUGCUUGGAGCUGUCGUGAGCCUUGGAUCUUUGCAUCAUUGUCCUAUGAUGGGAGGGUCGUUGUAGAAUCAGUGAAGCCUUUUCUCUCGAGAUAAUGGAUUUCAUCUUGGAUUUUCUUUCCCAAUAUUGAUUGCUUCCUCGGUGGGCUACUGGACUUGCGUUAACCCUCCCCUCAAAGCUUACAUCUGUUCCACAGCAGGAGUGACCAUUGUUACUGAAUUUAGUUCAAACAAAACUUCACUCGUCUUUAUGACGUUAUUUACGAGAUCGCUGGACAAGCAUGACCACAGUAACGGAGAAAUUCUACUACCCAAGGAGUAAUUUUAUUGUUCUGAAGAUGCCAUAGCUGUUAUGAACAAGCCAAGUACCUUUCUUCUACCAUUUGUUGCGUUGAACUUACUC
This is a messenger RNA of Cucurbita moschata (crookneck pumpkin), 1097 nucleotides long. Its product is annotated as WD repeat-containing protein DWA2-like. The transcript is spliced from 8 exons. Gene Ontology annotation, biological process: protein ubiquitination. The record is from RefSeq and is a predicted model, not a curated record. NCBI's taxonomy places the organism in Eukaryota, Viridiplantae, Streptophyta, Magnoliopsida, Cucurbitales, Cucurbitaceae. The coding region runs from base 179 to 790 and encodes 203 amino acids. Gene Ontology annotation, molecular function: protein binding.